AUGCUGCUAUUGCCACCACCGCUGCUGCUGCUGUCCCUGCUGUGGGCAUGGUCCCUGGCUUGGGACAGCGAAUACUGGCUGGAAGUGCAGGAGUCCGUGACGGUGCAGGAGGGCCUGUGUGUCCGCGUGCCCUGCUUCUUCCACCAUCCCCGGGCCUACUGGGACUACUCUGUCCCAGCUUUCGGCUACUGGUUCCAGGAAGAAGCCAGAAUCGACCAGGAUCGUCCAGUGGCUACAAACAAACCAGGUCGUGCGGUGCUGACGAAGACCCAGGGCCGAUUCCACCUCCUUGGAGACCCCUGGACCUACAGCUGCUCCCUGGACAUCAGAGAUGCACGGCAGGGAGACACGGGGACAUACUUCUUUAGGGUGGAGAGAGGGCCUUCUGUGAAAUAUAGUUAUGUACACAGCAAGCUCCACCUGCAUGUAACAGCUCUGACACAGACACCCGACAUCCACGUCCAGGGGACCUUAGUAUCUGGCUUCCCCAGGAAUAUCACCUGCGCAGUGCCAUGGGCCUGUGAGAGGGGGACACCCCACACCUUCUCCUGGACCGGGGUUGCCCUCCCUUCCCUGCACCCCAAGGGCCCCCACUCCUCGGUGCUCACCCUCACCCUGGGGCCCCAGGACCAUGGCACCAACCUCACCUGUCGAGUGAACUUCCCCGGAGCUGGCGUGAGCACAGACAGAACCAUCAGGCUCAACGUGUCCUAUGCCCCCCAGAAGCCGACCAUCAGAGUGUUCCGGAAAGAAGACACAGGAAACUCGGGGGCCAGGGCAGGAGUGAUUGAGGGGGCCCUUGGGGGAGCUGGUGUCACCACACUGCUUGUUCUCUGCCUGUGCCUCAUCUUCUUCACAGUGAAGACCUACAGGAAGAGAGCAGCCAGGACUGCAGUGGGUAUGGAGGACAUCCACCCUGUCAUCGGACCAACUUCCCUGGAUCACCGGCGAGAGUCCAAGUUAGAGGAUCCUCCUGACCCCACCAGCUCGGCAGGGGCCACCCCCACCUCGGGGAUGGAGGAAGAGCUGCAUUACGCCUCCCUCAGCUUCCAUGGGAUGCGUCAUCCUCAGGAGAGCGCCCACUCAGAAUACACGGAGAUCAGGACCAAGUGA
Messenger RNA from Globicephala melas (long-finned pilot whale), 1113 nucleotides. Its product is annotated as myeloid cell surface antigen CD33-like. Gene Ontology annotation, biological process: cell adhesion. Gene Ontology annotation, molecular function: sialic acid binding. Gene Ontology annotation, cellular component: plasma membrane. The record is from RefSeq and is a predicted model, not a curated record. NCBI's taxonomy places the organism in Eukaryota, Metazoa, Chordata, Mammalia, Artiodactyla, Delphinidae.